CACAUGUGCAGCCGAGCCAAAAGGCGCGCGUGUGACGGCAUGUUAUAACGCGUAUAAACGACACGCGUACUACCUUUGUUCUUUCCGAAAGAAAGCAGAAGAGCCGGUCCGUUUACAGGGAGACGCUUAGGAAGCGCAGCGACCAUGUCGGCUUCGAGCUCCGCCUCUCCGAAACAGCUUCACGGCGUGCCCGACAACCUGCUCUACGUAUUCGUUAUCAGCCGGCACGGCCAGCGAACUCCCAUUGCGCGCUGCCAGAACCUGCCAAAGAAAGAACCCGUCGACUACGGCCAACUCACCGCGAAGGGUCGAGAACAGACCUUCAAGCUGGGCCAGUACCUGCGGGACCGCUACGAUGCGUUCCUGCGGGGCUCCGACUCGCCUGGUCAUGUACUGGCCACACACGUCUCCCUGGACCGGUGCCGGGACAGUGUGAAAGAGACUGUGCGCGGCCUGGGAGUUCCCGCGGCCCCGAUCAGCACCGACCCGACGCGAUAUGAUGUGCCCUUUUUAGGCAGCGUCAACGACAACACGGACAGGGCGCUCGAGGGACCCGGUCGGGGCAAGUUCAAGACCCUGGGAGACCUGAUACACUUCGUCGCCGAGAAGACGGGGGCACCGUGGCGCAACAACACCGACAAGUUCCUCGUCAUGGACAGCCUGGUGACUUACGUGCUCAACGGUAACCCCGUGCCCGGACUGGGCCAAGUCCAUGUGGGAGGACUUGCUGUGGGCCGACCAGACGGUGUUCGCGCAGAUACUCGUUGGUUACGAGCGACCGUUCGCGGCCUACAUUCUGGGACACGUGCUGGACGCCCUCGCGGAGAAGUUCGAGGAGCGCGUCAAAGGGCCCGACAGGAUGCACGUCUUCUCCAUGUCCGACACUAGCCUGUUUUCGGUGCUCAAGCUUCUGAACGAGUCGCACGACGUUCGACCGUGCUUCUGUGCCAGCAUCCUGAUUGAGGUGUACAAGGAUGGCAACGUGAACCGCGUCCGAGUGUUGUACCGCGCCGAGGAUGAACCUUGUCUAGUUCCCACGAACAAGGUCGAGAACCCGUGCGAACUGAGCGAAUUUCUCGAAUUCUUGCGCGGCAUUCUAAAUACGCCUUAGCUGCCA
Molecule: messenger RNA, 1117 nt
Organism: Rhipicephalus sanguineus (brown dog tick)
Lineage: Eukaryota; Metazoa; Arthropoda; Arachnida; Ixodida; Ixodidae
Exons: 1
Coding region: 145-888 (247 amino acids)
Biological process (GO): dephosphorylation
Molecular function (GO): phosphatase activity
Source: RefSeq, a predicted model, not a curated record